This is a messenger RNA of Actinia tenebrosa (Australian red waratah sea anemone), 1684 nucleotides long. RefSeq names its product eisosome protein 1-like. NCBI's taxonomy places the organism in Eukaryota, Metazoa, Cnidaria, Anthozoa, Actiniaria, Actiniidae. The record is from RefSeq and is a predicted model, not a curated record.
AUGGAAGUAGAAGGAACAGACGGGCAAAUGGAUAUUAACAACGACGAGUUCGAUGAAUGGACUAAAGACUCCGAUACCGACCCCCUACUAUACGACGAACGUUUGAAAAAGAAGUUCGGUAAUAUGUGGAAAAAGGCCAAGGCUAAGAUAAACAGCAUGUGGCCAUCUAAGCGCCCCGGCAAGCCCAAACCCGUAUACCUGCAGAUGAAAAAUCUGGAGUCCGUACCUGAAGCCCCCACCGCCGAGUGGCUUGCUAAAGUUCAAGCAGAAAUGGACGAAGAAAUGGGAAAGGAACCGGACGACUACGAUAGAAUCAAAGAAGAAUUCCCCAACUGGGACCCAAGCAAGGUCCAGGUGAUGUUCGACGCGGAUAACGAAUGGGGUAAGGAAGUCGUAGUAGCAAGGUUGAAUAGACUCAACGCUCGCCCCUACAUUGUCAGGGACAUGAAUGGUGUCUACUACGCGGAUAAAAACAUUCCUCCAACCCUUAGAAAGGCAUUAGGAGAAACCAAGAUUGGCAAAGUCAUCGCCAACGUCGGUGAAAGGGGUCAAAUACAAAUUCGUCAUACGGGUCGAGAAAAGUGGUACGACUUCUAUCAAAGGAAAGACUCCGCCAAACUCAACGGUGCCCUUACGAAAGAAAUAACAGCAGCAUUGGGAAAUCCCAACUUAUCCGCGUUGUCUGUUUUGACCAAGAAAGAAACCGCGGCACUUAGCGAAAGAUUCCUCAAGAGCAUUACCACACCUAAAAGUACGAGCGCAAUGCGAGCCAUCAGCGAGAUCAUAAGUAAGGACCAAAAGAGGCUUCAGGAAAUACAAGUCGCUAAGGAAAAAGUAGUUGAAAAACUAGCAAGCCUACCAUCGGGUAACAGCGAAGCUAUUCAGUCAAGUGCGUCCCUGGAAUCCCUUAGAAUUGAAGAAAAGGCGCAACAAAGAAGCAUAGAAGUCAAACGGGAACAGCUUGAUGAACUUACGCAGCAACUUGAGGAAAGAGAAAGCGAAUUAGUGGCGGAGGCGGAACACAUCGAAUACUUAAAGCAGACAAUGGACGAAAGAGAAGAGGAAUACAUGAAGCAAUAUCAAACGAUGUCGGAUUCUCACGAACGGGAGAGCGAGGACAAUAAGCAGCGCAUCAGCAUGUUGCUACAUGAAAGGGACACCGCUAGAAAGAACUUCGAUCGUGCAGUUAGAGACGUUGGGGACAGAGACGCCGAACUUAGACGCGUGGGUGCAUUACUGGAAGCUUCGGUAAUGCAAGAGCGGCAACUUAACGCGGAAAUCAUCACCAAGGAGGAGCAACUUCGACAAAGAACCCAAGCUAUCGAGGACCUGGAGGGGCAAAUACAAGCACAACAGGAAAUCAUUAACGAUCAAACGAAAACCGRGGCCGAGCAGGAGGCAGCCCAAACGGAAUUAGAGGCUCUUCAGGAAAGGGUUGCGGAGUUGCAGGCGCAAAGAGAAGGCUUGGAAAAGGAGUUGGGGCUUACCACCAAGGAAAAGAUAAAAAGAGCCCUUUUGAAGUAUGGCGUUCCACUGGCAUUUGCGGUCGCUAUUAGCACCGUAGUAGGAGUUAUAGGAGUUAUCCUAUCCGCGCUUAAGGCUACAGGCGCGGGCGUAAAGAAAUUAGGCAAUGGGCUGACGGACUUGGGAAGAAAGAUGGCAGCCGGCUUGCCUGGGCUGCUUG